AUGCUUCGUGUUCUCGACGGCCACGGCGUGGUGUUUAGGGCUGGCUUCGAUGGAGGUUACGUGAAUCCCGGGGACAGAGUGCGCGAAGUAGAGGGUCGAGUAGCCGCCCAGGGUGCCGAUUUCGAGGACGCGUUGGGCGCGGAGGAGAUGGCAGAGGAUGGAGAGUUGGGAGCCUUGGGCGGGGGCGACGGCGAUUCAGGGGAGGCCGGCGGAGGCUGA
This is a messenger RNA of Fulvia fulva, 219 nucleotides long. RefSeq lists its product as uncharacterized. NCBI's taxonomy places the organism in Eukaryota, Fungi, Ascomycota, Dothideomycetes, Mycosphaerellales, Mycosphaerellaceae. The coding region runs from base 1 to 219 and encodes 72 amino acids. The record is from RefSeq and is a predicted model, not a curated record. The transcript has a single exon.